AUGACGGUGUCAAGAACAGCCUGCGAACAGCUAAAAGAUGGGGCAUGCCCCGGACGACUUGCUAUUUCGGCGCAAGACUACCGAGGCAUAGAUCCAGAGUGGGUUCGGCUUUGGAAUGAUCAUGGCGGCUCCAUGGUGAGAGCCGAUGAAGUCAGUAUUGAAGAGUAUCGGAAAAGCCCGGGGAAAUACAGCUUCACUUAUCCGACAUGUGCUGGACCUGAAGUAUUCCAUAUUGAAGAUUGUAAGAUCCCUGUAACCAGGCCCUCUGGAAAGAUCACCGUUCGUGUCUACUCGCCUGAAGGUCCUGGACCGUUUCCCGUACAUCUCAACUUUCACGGAGGCGGUUGGGUUCUUGGUGGGCUUCAGAGCGAGGCUGCAUGGUGCCGACACAUGUGUAACAAAGCAAACAUAAAAAUCAUCGAUGUCGACUACCGUAUGGGACCUGAACAUAAAUUUCCCACCGCGAUUUACGACUGCUGGGAUGCUGUCAAAUGGACUAUCAGCAACGCUCAAGUUCUAAACAUCGACCCGACCAGCGUCUCGUUUGGCGGGCUGUCGGCCGGCGGUCAAAUGUCUGCCGUUCUUGCCCAUUUUGCAAGAGAUGAGAACAUUCCAAUCAAGUUGCAUCUCAUGAUCGUUCCAGCGACCGACAUGCGAUAUUGCAGCCGCAGGAUCAAAGGGCUCAAUGAAAUCAACUCAGCUGCCAUCGUCAUCUCUGCUGUCGUCGUUGUCGUGGUCUCUAGUAUUCUCACCAUUGUUACGGUCACUGUCCGCCACGAAUAUUCUGACUAA
Messenger RNA from Colletotrichum aenigma, 792 nucleotides. Its product is annotated as AB hydrolase superfamily protein. Lineage: Eukaryota; Fungi; Ascomycota; Sordariomycetes; Glomerellales; Glomerellaceae. Bases 1 to 792 code for a protein of 263 amino acids. Gene Ontology annotation, molecular function: hydrolase activity. The record is from RefSeq and is a predicted model, not a curated record. The transcript is spliced from 5 exons.